AUUCCGCGAUAAAAGUAGUCCCAUACAUUAGCACGACGUUGCCUUGUAUUGAUUUGCAGCGCCAGUUUAUGAUAAGAGCGGCACAGCCAUUCUGUACAAGUUUUACCCGACUCCGCUGGCUGGGCGAUCGUCGAAACACGUGCGACUUUGGCGCUACUAUCUCCUAUUCGAAAUAAUCGAAGAAUGUGAAAAAUCUGUUGUGUGUGGACUAUUUUCUGGGUGGUGCCUUUAUCAUGCUCUCUUCGUCCUUUCCAAAGACUCUGAAUUGAAGCGGUAAGGAUUUAAGGAAAAAAUUAUGAGUACAGACGUAGAUAGUAAUAACAUCGAUCAAGAUGGAAGGAAUACUAAAACGAAGGAUUCCGUUCCCCCUACCCAGCCUUAUCAGGGCGCCGGAUAUCAGUGGGAUAAUUACGAUUAUAGGCACGUUUAUAGGCCUCCUCAGCAGACACCGACGCUGAAUCAGUUAUUGACGAAUAACGCUGUUCGUUACGACGAUUGGAGGGGUGGUGGUCCACCACCGUUCCAUUACCAGCCGCAACACGACGGACGACCUAACAUGAAUUACGCUCAGCAAUCUCCUUAUCCUCCGCAGUAUGCUGGAUAUGGUCACCACAUACAGCCUAACGGCCAGGCUUACCAACAGCAGAUGCCACCUCAGCAGCAACCUGUUUAUGGUAUGCCUACGAAUCAAAACUGCAAUGACGACAAGUCAACCAAUGCCCAUCCUCAACCUGCAACUAAUGAAACUCCUUAUGCUAAUGGCACAGUAGCGGCAGAUGGCGUAAAAGAAAGAACUCAAAACGGUGAGGAAGAGGAAGAGAAGAAUGGUUCGAGACCAACUCAAUCCCCAAGUGGUGGAUCCUCUCGUUCUAAUACCCCAGCUGCAAGCAAUAGUCCAAUGCCUCAGCAACAACAACUCCAUCCUCAAACGGGUCAACAAAUGAUGCCUCCACCAACUCCGGCAGCAUAUAAACCCUCCAUUGGGCAAUACAAUAACCCCUAUUUUCAUCGAAUGCAGUAUAUGAGGAUGCCUAACAACGGAUACCCUCAACAGCAACAACAGCCCACGUAUGGAUAUCCGCAACAACAGCGCCCUAUGCAGAAUCAAUACAUGAAACCACGGUAUGGGGGUGCUGGUGGACAAUGGCCAAUGGCAGAACCUCAACAGGCUCCUCCUCAGCAGUGGCCUCCACAACAACAACAACAACAGCAGCAACAACAGCAGCAGCAACCACCGCCACCACCACAACAACAACAGCCGCAACAGCAGCAGCCACCCCCUCAACAGCAUCAGGGACCACCACCCCCAACUUUAACUGCGGAAACGGACGCAAGUAGUGAGGGUAGUACAGGUAUGAGUGUAAAACCCGGAGAGCCGAGUCCUGCAGAGAAUAGCAACAGUCAAGAUUCACUGCCGGACAAAUGCAGGAAAUCUGCCACGGCCACUGGAGACCCUCCUACUCCGGCUAGUCUAGCUGCUCCAUCACCCUCACCAUCUAUGCAUGAGGAUGACGGAAUGUCACCGUGGACUCCAUCCUCUAAUGCACCAAAAAUAUCAGCUAAUGAUAAUGUAACCAGAAUGUUUGAUAUGGGCGAUGAACCAGAUAGAAAACCCUGGUUAGAACGUCUUUUCGCUUUUCAUGAAGAAAGGGGUUCUACAAUUACAGCAAUGCCUUGUGUUAGUAAGCAAGUUAUUGACUUGUUCCGUUUAUACAAGGCGGUAAAAGAAAGAGGAGGAUUACUAGAGGUUAGCAAAAUGCGAAAAUGGCGAGAAGUUUGUACAGCAAUCAACAUUGGUUCUUCUGGUUCUGCUGGUUUCACCCUCAAGAAGAAUUAUAUCAAACACAUAUUCCCUUUUGAAUGCAAGUAUGAGUUGGGUGGUAUCGAUCCAAAUCCGAUAAUUGCUAAGGUGGAUGCAUUAUCGGGAAAAAAGGAACGAAAUCGGCAAAAUCCACCUCAAGUUUGUUCAUUAUCUGUUACGAAUGACCAAGAAAGCUCUCAUAAUGAUGUAAAAUCACUAGUAAAACACUGUGUAAGAAAGUCGAAACCAUGCAAAUUCAUUAACGACUUCGACUUCGCACCGAGCGGUGCCAAUAAUGAAAUGCUAGAUACAAUUACGGGGACUUUGGAAGGCGGUAAAGUUCCUAAUUGCUCGCGGACGGAAGUAAUUGAUUCGACUGAAUGUAAGAACGACGUAAAUGAAAAAGUGAAUAAGCAAAAAAGCCUUGAAGUCGAGGAGGAAUCCCCGAUUUGUGAGGAAGAAGUGCUUUUGCAUAGCAUAAAUAAUGAAUCGAGUGCUCCGAAUCAAAGUCAACUAGUGAUGCCGCCAAAUAUGGCACCAGGUAUGCCAAUGGGUCAUGGUAUGCCCCCAAAUAUGGGUCAAAAUAUGCCUCAGAAUAUGGGUCAAAAUAUGCCUCAGAAUAUGGGUCAAAAUAUGCCUCAGAAUAUGGGUCAAAAUAUGCCUCAGAAUAUGGGUCAAAAUAUGCCUCAGAAUAUGCCCCAGAGCAUGCCGCAAAAUAUGCCUCCAAUGAGCAACAUGCCGCCUCAGAACGUUCCUCCUAAUAUGCCGCCGAAUAUCUCUCAUAAUAUGCCGAAUAUGCCAAAUAACAAUAUGAGUUCUGUUGCUCCUCCGGCUUCUUCAUCAUCCGUGAAUGUCAGUAAUCCUUUUGCUGACACUCCAAGCUAUUCGUCGCCAAGACCACCUUUCCAACCGCGACUUCAACAACAAAGACCGGUUCCAAUAGACAAUCAGCAAAGCGGCGAGCAACAAAGACCCUCUUCGGCUUCUUCGGUUGGUUCACAACCACCGUCUACUCCAACACCAUCUUGCACGCCACAACCUGACACUGCGUCCGAAGCACUUCCGUCCACCAGCAGCACUCAACAGUCGCGGCCUAUGCAGCAACAACAGCAAACGGCCGGAUCUUAUCAGCCUUCGUUGACGCCUUCUCAACCGUAUCCUCAUGGAGGGCAGAAUUCGUAUUCCCAGCCGCCUCAGCAGCAACAGCCGCCGCCACCGCAAAGCUCCUAUCCACAGCCAAUGCAACCAUACCCUCAAGCUCAGCAGCAACCGUACAAUCAGACUCCACAACCGAGUACUUAUCCAUCUCAUCCGGGACAGGUUCCUUACUCGCAAACUUCACAACAAAACGUUUAUUCGCAGCAGGGCCCAAUGGUCAGCGGCUAUUCUCAACAACAAGGAAUGUAUAACCAAGCCCAACAACCUUCUCAGCCAGGGCCGCCACCACCACAGCAACAGCAACCUGUUUAUUCUUCCCAUAUGCCUCCAACAGGGUAUAGUCAGCAACCGACCAUGUAUAACCAACAACCUUAUUCUCAAAUGCCUCCUCAAAAUGCUUAUUCUCAGCAAUCGAUGUAUAAUCAACCACAAGGAAUGUACAGUACGAUGAUGCAACAGUGGGGCAAUACAGCACCACCACCACCACCAGAUAACAUGAUGUGUGAUGAUUACGACUCCACAGGUCCAAAUUGGUCAAGGCAUUACAAUCCGAAUACGGUUCCUAGAGGCGGGCAAUCGACGGUAUCUUCUCCUCAGCGAACUGAACCCGCUGCCACAUCCAAGCCGUUCAUAUCACCUCAGCGUCCCAAGAGAACCCAACCCGAAGCCUUUCCGCAUCAAAGUGUUGAGACAGCACAGCCUGUCCUAAGGAAACGUCGAAGAUUGACUCCAAAAGACUUGGGAGGACAGGUUGAUCCCUGGCGAUUAAUUGUCGCUUUAAAAUCAGGCCUGAUUGGUGAAUCGUCUUGGGCAUUAGAUGUUCUGAAUGUGUUAUUGAGAGAUGAUGAAACUGUCGCUUAUUUUUCAUUGUCUAAUCUUCCGGGUCUCGUUGACUUGUUGUUAGAUCACAUGCGUCGGACACUGAUCGAUUUAUUUCCAUCUGAUGAAGACUUGCAAGCACUCGAACAUAUCGACACUAUUCCCUUCGCAGAGCCUUCAAUAGAUGUAGGUGAAGAAAGCUUGAGGGUGAAAGCUGUCACGGUUGAUGAUGAAACUGAUUUCACUCAAAGAUCUCGAGAUGGGAAAAUAGUUAAAUUAGACACAAAAUGCAAACAAAAUCCAGCUACCCAAAAUUCCAACAAUUCUACAAUUGUCGAAUCAAUCUUGGAUACAAAUCAUUGGGAUAGUGGCGGAGCGGAAAUUUCUAAUCAUAUCAUAACCCACUUUGAAAGCUCUGGUCAUCAGCGAUUCCAGCGAGAAGCCUUCUUUUCUGGUCGACGAGCUCGUGUUUUGGAUAAGCUAGGAGUAGAAAGAUCAAACUCUCCAAAAACUGUAAGCCCCAUUAAAACAGAAGAGGAUCCUCUAAAGGAUAUACGGUUGGAAAUUGCAAAUAAAACUCUUGAUCAGCUUGAAGCAGAGAUGUGUGAAGCAACUAACGCUACCAAAAAGCAAGAAAUUAAACCAGAAACGAAACCUGAAACAAAAGAGGAGGACGGCAAUAAUAGUAAGGAUAGUCAAAAAGGGGAUAGUAAUGAUGAUGAAAACGGUACUUGUCCAGAUGAAGAGAAAAACGGAUCAGACGAGAAAACAAUCGAUCCGGAAAUUGAAGAAGCAAUUAAUGCACGUUUGAUGAGAUAUAAUUGUAGAAGAACCGUUUUGGAAGCAUACGGUGACAAAGAUGCAUUGUUUCUUGAUGACUUGAAACGAACUUGGGAUGAAAGCGGAUUGGAAAGUGAGGCUUGGCAACCUGACGAACCAGCACUAGUUUCUGCUGUUCCUGAUUUGGAACAAUUAGUUCAACGAGCAAUUGUAUUGUCAAAUAUCAUUCGCAGUUUAUCCUUUGUUCCUGGAAACGAAUGUGAGCUAUGUAGCCAUGCUGGACUUUUGCGUCUAUAUGCUCGAGUUCUUAUGAUCUGUCAUCGACACGAAAAAGAAGAGCCUCCAAUCGAUGAAAAUGACGCUCACUGUUGGUGGUCUGGAUUCAAGUUGGUGCGAGAAAAUGUUCUUGUAACUAUAACGAAUAUUGCAGGGCAGUUAAAAUUAGAAAAACAUGGAGACGAGGUCGUUGUGUCUCUGCUAGAUGGCCUUCUACAUUGGGCAGUUUGUGGCUCUUCAGCUGCCAAUGAUGCGCUUCCUUCUCUCAGAUCUUCUUCCGCCUCUCUUUCUCCCCAGCGUUUGAUGCUCGAAACAUUCGCAAAAUUGUGCGUUACUGAUUCAAACAUUGAUAUGCUUUUAGCCCUUCCUCCUUUUUGGCGCCUGACGAAAUUUAUAAGCCACUUGGUGCGCCAUCUCUCGCCUGAUUCCGAAAAUCAUUUAAGGGAAAUGUGCAUAGUGAUUGUUUCUUCUCUUACUGCGGCCUCAACUUCGGCAGCACGUCUUACUGCCCUAUGGCAUCCAGCUGUUCCUAUCCUGUUGUCAUUUGUUGAAAGUGCCGAACAGCAUGCUAUGAAGGUAGCAAGCUCUUAUGGGGUAAAUGUUCUGAGAGACUCCCCAGAUAUGAUGGGAACCAGUUUGGAUAUGUUACGAAGAGCUGCUAAAGCACUUCUAAAUAUGGCGAGGGUGCCAGAAAAUGGUCAAGUGUUCCGAAAGUAUGAACAACGCCUCCUAACGCUAGUCAUGUCGCAGAUUUUAGAUCAAUCAGUCGCCCGGAUUAUCGCUGACGCCCUCUACCAUACGCAACUAGCCGAACGAAGCUGACCGGCUAGAAAGUGUACAUAAGUUAUAAACGACGCUAUGAAUAAUCGUAUUUGAUUUCUUUUCCGAAACGACAACUGCUAUUUAGAGAUUAAACGAUUGUGAUUUACGCAACUAUGAAAUAUAAUGAUGCAUGCAUAUUAUGUCCUUAAUUAUUUUGUAUUUUGUAUUUUUCGCUUCGCUCUAUAAAUAUUGUAAUAUAACUAACGUAUACAAAUUCAAGUUUGCUUUCUCGUAAUGCUCUCAGUAAGACAGAUGGCAGUUUCAAUACUUUCAUGCGCAAAAGACGGCAAUGAAAUUAAUAUGAUUCAAAUGAGAUCUCUGGGAGUGCUGGAAACGGUGAUAUAUGUAUAAAUUAGUAAAUAAUUGGGAAAUUUGAAUUGCUUUAAGGUUGACUGAAUCCUUAUCGUGCAUCAUUUAUCAUGCAGUAAUUAUAGUAAAAGAAGUUAAAGUGUUAGUAUCCUUUAUUCUUUGUAAGCUCUCAUGUUUAUAAGAAAAGUUUGAUAAUCUUAUAUAGACUGAGCAAUUUAUAAAUGAAGAUUAAGAAAAAAAUUCUUUUUAGCAUCCAAUAAAAUAAAGUUUUGCAGAUGUGAAUCAAUACUCGUGUAAUUGUCUAUAAUACAAUAAACCGUU
Messenger RNA from Dimorphilus gyrociliatus, 6286 nucleotides. Lineage: Eukaryota; Metazoa; Annelida; Polychaeta; Dinophilidae. The record is from the annotation of a GenBank genome assembly.